AAGCAUAAAACGAUUCUGAGCCAAGCCGACAAAAUCUUUCAUUGUCAUCAUCUGAAUCAUUAUCAUCAAAAACAAACAGUAAAUCCCCAAAUUCGAUCCUCUCUCUCUAAUGGCUAGUUACAAAGCUGAUGAAGAGUAUGAUUACCUCUUCAAGCUCGUCUUGAUCGGCGACUCCGGUGUCGGCAAAUCGAAUCUGCUCUCCAGGUUCACUAAGAACGAGUUCAAUCUCGAAUCCAAGUCUACUAUCGGUGUUGAGUUCGCUACCAAGACACUCAAAGUCGAAUCAAAAGUCGUCAAAGCUCAGAUUUGGGAUACUGCUGGUCAAGAGAGAUACCGGGCAAUCACAAGUGCUUACUACAGAGGAGCCGUAGGUGCUUUACUUGUCUACGACGUGACAAGGCAGGCGACAUUUGAGAAUGCAGCGAGAUGGCUAAGGGAACUAAGGGGACACACCGACCCAAACAUUGUGGUGAUGCUUAUAGGGAACAAGUGCGAUUUGCGUCACUUGGUAGCUGUGAAAACAGAAGAAGCUAAAGCCUUUGCUGAGAGAGAGUCUCUCUAUUUCAUGGAGACAUCAGCUCUAGAUGCAACCAAUGUUGAAAACGCCUUCACUGAAGUGCUCACCCAGAUUCACAAGAUAGUGAGCAAAAGAAGCGUGGAUGGAUCGAACAGAGAUGGAGGAGGAGGAGCGUCUGAUUUACCAAAGAAAGGAGAGACGAUAAACGUCAAAGAAGACGGAUCGGUUCUAAAGAGAAUGGGUUGCUGCUCUAACUAGAGUGGGAUUGUAGAUUUUGGUUUGGUCUCGUUAGGGUGACACAGCAAAUGAUAGUCUCUUGGCUCUUGCAAUCAGAAAAAAGAAAGAAAUAAGAGGGAAACAAUUACUUUGAGAUGAUGUUUAUGCUUUGUUAACUUUGGCCUGUAAGGGCUUUUAGAAUUGAAGGUACAUGAUUGAUAUUUUGUCUUGGACAAUCCCGCCACUUGUAAAUUUGUGUGUUAAACUAAACAAAUGUCCCAGUAACAUUUCAAUGCAAAGUCAAAUUUUA
Molecule: messenger RNA, 1043 nt
Organism: Eutrema salsugineum
Lineage: Eukaryota; Viridiplantae; Streptophyta; Magnoliopsida; Brassicales; Brassicaceae
Product: ras-related protein RABA1a
Exons: 2
Coding region: 110-775 (221 amino acids)
Cellular component (GO): endosome
Molecular function (GO): GTPase activity; GTP binding
Source: RefSeq, a predicted model, not a curated record